This is a messenger RNA of Bradysia coprophila, 3868 nucleotides long. RefSeq lists its product as uncharacterized. Lineage: Eukaryota; Metazoa; Arthropoda; Insecta; Diptera; Sciaridae. Gene Ontology annotation, biological process: signal transduction. The record is from RefSeq and is a predicted model, not a curated record.
GAGUAGUUCAAAUCGUAUCAAAUUGGGGAAAAGGAAAAUAUUUUUCUCGAAAAUUCAAAUUGUUUCUAUUGACAACGGUAACUGUUUUUAUUGGAUUUCAUUUAUGAACUUUAGUUGGAAGGUAAUCAAAUUCAGGAAAUAGCGGACAGCUUUCAAUUAAAUAGUUCGCCGUUUAGUGAUUUUAACGGGGAAAUUUGCAAUUAACGCACCAUCUUAUUAUUCAAAUUUUAUGCAAAUUGAAAACAUUUCUUCGUCUUUGAAAUUUCAUUUUCCAAUUAUACGCUGUACUCGAAUUAGCACUUCAAAAAUAAAAAAAAGCAUCAAUGGUAUCCUCUUAACUAAAUCCAAAUCAGCUAUCCUAUUCAUAAACUCAAACAUUUUCAUCCGCGUAUACUGUUAUCAGCACCAUAAAAUCAUGAAAAUGAAAAUAAACGCGCCUGCAAAACUCCCAUUUCAGUUAUCCCAUUUUCUAAGUAAUGUGAAUGUGUGUCAAGUGUUUUGAAUGAGAAAAAACGAAAUAAAAACAACUUUAAAAAUCAAAGAAGAGUCUUCAGUGUUCGAGAAGGCAUUUAAACGUUUUUCACGUUCGUUUUUUUUUCUUCUAUUAAUUCAAUGUUUUACAGUGGUGGUAAAAGCUUCUUGAAUGACUCCCUGAAUCGUGAGAUUUUUUUUUUGUAAUUACAAGUGAAUAAUAUGAGAUUCGAUCGCAAGUGGAUUGGUGUUACGCAGACUAUUUGUAUAAUAUAAGUGGAUUAAGCAUUAACUGAAUCAUGGUGUUCGGAUAUAUUUAUCAAAUAUACCACAACAACGGAAGUACAUGUAAAGAAGAAAUCGGAAGUGAAAGCAUGUCAAUAAAUCAUCAAUCCGAAUUCAUAUCAAAGUGUUCAUCGUCGAACCAUCUAAAGAAACAGGAAAAUAAUUGUUCUGGAAAUUUUUAUGUUAUUUAUGUGUUGCUGGGAAUUUUGUACGUAUCCACCGUUGCUAUAGUAUGUGCAUUUUAUACGAAUCGGCAAAAUGAUUUGACGGUUUUAAGAGAAAAUUUUAAAAACGAAUUCAUGGUAAAUGACAUCAAACACAUCGUUCAAGUUGUUUUAAACGAUAUGAAAAAUGAACAUCAACCGGUAUUUAGAGUGAGCGAGAGCACUGCGUUGCCUUAUGAAAGCAGUGUAAUUGAAAAUGAAAGGAAAAGUUACCAAAUGCAUCACAUCAUGCGAGAAAGAAGGGAAGCCAGUAUAACAAUUGAAAAUAUGGUAACUGGAACGCAAAACGAAGAUCAAGAGAAAUAUGUGGAGUUUUUCAAUCCUAAGAUUAGACGAGAGUUAGAAAAGAAGGACGAAGAAUACAAGAAAACUUAUGGAUAUAAGGGUGCCGCUCCAGGUGGGGAUGAAUGGACUUGGUUAACGAACUAUUGCAGAAUACCGUAUGAAUCAGUAACUGGCUUCUGCAGUGCCACCAAAGAGUAUUGUCCCGUGGGUCCUCCAGGCUUACCCGGUCCAAAAGGUUAUCGAGGUGACAUGGGAAUGCCAGGUCCACCGGGAAGAGAUGGAAGGGGACCGAAAGGAUUGCCUGGAAGUCCAGGGUUAGACGGGCGAGAUGGGGUACCUGGUGAGCCUGGCUUAGAUGGAGUUCCUGGUCGAGCUGGGUCUGAUGGCAUUCCUGGAAAAGAUGGCAUACCUGGCACAGACGGUAAAAAUGGAUUGAACGGAAAAGACGGAAGAGAAGGAGCUCUUGGACCACAGGGUCCACAAGGACCUCAAGGAGAAAGAGGUAUGACAGGACCGCGUGGACGAACUGGACGUCCUGGUAUCAACGGAACCCCUGGCAUUCCAGGAAUAAAUGCUUGGAAGGUUAAGGUUAACGGAACAUUCUCGGAUCAAUAUCUAAUUCCACCAUCGAUUGCCGGUGCAGGUACACUUGAAUCAACUCGCCCAAUUAUAGUGCAUGAAGGAGACCAUUUACGGUUACGGUGUGCAGCUACUGGCCAUCCUAAACCUUCUGUCGAAUGGCGCAGAGAGGAUUCUCGAACAAUAAAUGUUGGUGCAUGGCAAGCAUCUUCAAUUCCUGGCCAUACUCUAAAUAUUACAAGAGUUAAUCGUGUUCACAUGGGUGCAUAUCAAUGCAUAGCUGAUAAUGGAAUACCACCAUCAGCAAAUGCUACAUAUUAUGUUGAAGUUCACUUUGCUCCUUUGGUGUUGGUUCGGAAUCAAUAUCUUUAUGCUACAGAAGGCGGUUCGGUAUCACUUGAAUGUGAGAUUGAAGCUUUCCCAGAGGCACUGAAAUUCUGGAAACGAAAAUCAGACAAUAGAGUUCUUGAUCAAAGCGAUAAAUAUCGCAUGGAAACAUUUACCGAUGGAUAUAAAUCCAGAAUCAGAUUAAACAUCACCCGAAUACGAGAAGAUGAUUACGGUGAAUAUCAAUGCGUAAGCAGAAACGAUGUCAACAUUACAACAGCAGUCAUUUAUGUCAAUGACAAAACAAGAUCAUCAAACCGAAACAAUGACUUCAAUUCUGUUGCCAUUUUUGGAUCAUUACCCCCGAAUCGAGAAUCAUACGAAGAUUUAUGCGGACCUCCGACAACAUGUCCAGACUGUUCCGAGCCGAAAGAAUUUAAGUGCAAGGACUCGCUGGUGACGUUAUACGAUUUGGUUGGAAAUUUGGAAAUAAAACCAACGGAAAACCGUUCUUACGCAUUCCUACCGAAUCGCACUUUUGAUUGCGUUCUUUACGCUGUCGGUAAGCCAGUAUAUCACAAAUUCACCGACCUUACUUAUGGUUCAUGGCUGAAAGAUCCGUUGCCCAAAAACGAUGAUAUUGGCGAAAAAAUCUGGACGACAAACGAAUCGGAUACUUUACACGUUUACGAAUAUGCAAACAAGGCAAAAUACAGAAAUAACAUACCGAAAAUCCAUAGACUCAAACCACCAGGAUUUCGCGGAAAUGCUCAUGCUGUGUACAAUGGUUCCUUUUAUUACCAAGAAAAAUACAGCGACAAAAUUGUGCGAUAUGAUUUAGAUUAUUCGAGACAAAUUGAAUCAAGGAGUUUAUACAGAGCUGCAUCAUCUGGUCCGAAUUUUCUUUAUACAACCGAACACAAUUAUAUGGAUUUCAGUGUAGACGACAACGGUUUGUGGGUUAUAUACUCUACCGCAGACUCUAAUAACACACAUGUUGCCAAGUUGGAUCCAUACAGUUUAAUACCUCAAUACAGUUGGAAUAUAAGUAUAAAUCACCACAAGGUCGGCGAAAUGUUUAUAGUGUGUGGUGUUUUAUAUGCGGUGGACUCGGUAGUCGAUAGGAAUACUAAAAUUCGAUUAGCAUUGGACCUGUAUCGCAAUCAACUCCUGGACGAUGUUAAUUUAUCAUUUACGAAUCCAUUUAAACGAACUACCACUGUGGGAUAUAAUCAUCGUAGCAAGGAACUGUACACAUGGGAUAAGGGAAAUCAACUUACAUAUCCAACCCGAUAUCAUGAAAUUGGCAAUAACGUUACGUCCAAUGAGAAGACUGAUGAUUUGAAUCCGCAAAUGCAGAGUGGCAUAGACGUUUACCACGAUAACGGAUACGAUUAAAGAGUGCAACUAGGCUUAAUGUAAUUGCAACAAGAAAAACUUUUUAAUUAAAAUUUCAUUCAUGGAGACAAUAGUAAAAGUUAAUCAAUUUAAGAUUUGCCACAGACAAAAGUAAGGAUAAAUUUUUGGUUUGAUUUCUUUAGUUUGCGUUAGAGCUAAGGUAUAACUGCUACGUUUAUAAUAAAAUAACAUUCAGGAUUAACAAAGAAUAAAAGAAAAAUUCAACCUACACCUGUGGUUCCUUCAUUUCUUUUAGUAGAACGGCAGAGCAGAUUUUAAUUUCGAUAUCAAAAGUUUUA